GGUUGAAAACUCCGUGUCCUGGAUGCUCCUGUGAACACAUCACCAUCACCAUCCUCAUCCUCAUCAUCCUCAUCAUAUAUAUCAUCGGGCGUGCUGGAGGCGAGCGGAGAGUGUAAACACACACACGCGCGAGCACACACACAAACAUACACACGCAUGCACGUACACGCGCGCGCUCACAGAAGAGAGAGAGAGAGAGCAGAGGGACUGCGCGAGGCUAACGGCGUUCCUCCGGAUUUCUUCUCCGCCUCGCCACAGAGCCCGACAUCCUCCUGACUGAUGUUUCCGCGCGACUGAAAAACGGGGAUUUAUUCCUUUCGGUUAUGUUUUAUUGACUGUUAAUAAAAAAUAAAAAAAGAACAAACAGCCACAACCUGUGUACAUUAUGUUUUUGUUAGCAUUCCAUGCUAGAAGACGUUUGACUAGCGUUUACCCGGGGCCGCUGGGUUUGCAGUUUGUGCUGUGGAUUGUAUGCGCUGUUUACGGAGAGGAGCAGCCUUUCAGUGUAGAGGCAUGGCUGCAGCGGUAUGGCUACCUCCCCCCCACAGACCCUAGAAUGUCAGUCCUGCGCUCAGCUCAGAGCAUGCAGUCUGCUAUCGCUGCCAUGCAGCGGCUCUACGGCCUCAACGUCACCGGUGCACUCGACAAGAACACCAUAGACGCUAACACAAUAAGCUGGAUGAAAAAGCCUCGCUGUGGUGUACCAGACCAGCUUGGCGGCGCCUCCAGGUUCAGCGUACGAAAACGACGCUACGCUCUCACAGGACAGAAGUGGCAACACAAGCACAUCACAUACAGUAUAAAGAACGUGACGCCCAAGGUGGGCGCAGAAGAGACCCACGAUGCCAUCAGACGAGCAUUUGACGUCUGGCAGAACGUGACGCCGCUGCGUUUUGAGGCCGUUCCCUACAGUGAACUGGAGCGAAAUAAGAAAGAUGUGGAUAUUACAAUCAUAUUUGCGUCUGGAUUCCAUGGAGACAGCUCUCCCUUCGAUGGGGAAGGGGGCUUUCUGGCACAUGCUUACUUCCCGGGGCCAGGCAUUGGAGGAGACACGCAUUUCGACUCGGACGAGCCCUGGACCCUUGGGAACCCUAACCAUGAUGGAAAUGAUCUGUUCCUGGUGGCGGUGCAUGAGCUGGGCCAUGCAUUAGGCUUGGAGCACUCCAACGACCCCACAGCCAUCAUGGCUCCCUUCUACCAGUACAUGGACACAGAGAAUUUUAAACUGCCUUACGAUGACCUGCAGGGCAUCCAGAAGAUUUAUGGACCCCCAGACAAGGUUCUUCAGCCUACAAAACCUUUACCGACAGCCCCCCCUCCACGCUCUCACCCCCCCUCAGACCCACGUAAACACGACCGCCAGACACGUCCACCACGUUUACCAACAGGGGACAAACCAAGUCAUCCUAACGGCAAGCCCAACAUCUGUGACGGUGAUUUCAACACGCUCGCCAUCCUGCGCCAGGAGAUGUUUGUGUUUAAGGAUCACUGGUUUUGGAGGGUCCGAGACAAUACAGUAAUGCCAGGCUAUCCCAUGCUAAUCAACGUCUUCUGGAGGGGUCUGCCUGCCAAGAUAGACGCCGUCUAUGAGAACAGCGAGGGCAAGUUCGUCUUCUUUAAAGGAAAGCAGUUCUGGGUGUUCAAGGACACCAUACUCCAGCCUGGCUACCCAAAGGACAUCUCCAUGUUUGGGAACGGCAUGCCAGCUCAGAGUAUUGAGACUGCUGUCUGGUGGGAGGAUGUAGCCAAGACCUACUUCUUCAAAGGAGACAGAUACUGGAGAUACAAUGAGGAUAUGCGGACCAUGGAUCCUGGAUACCCAAAGUCCAUUGCAGUGUGGAAAGGUGUUCCAGAUUCUCCUCAGGGUGCCUUCGUAGACAAAUCCAAUGGUUUCACAUACUUCUACAAAGAUAAAGAGUACUGGAAGUUCAACAAUCAGAGGCUUCGUGUGGAGCCUGGCUACCCUCGCUCCAUCCUUAAGGACUUCAUGGGCUGUGAUCUGACACCCAUUGACCCCGAACACUUCCCCACAGAGGAUGUGGACAUCGUCAUCAAGCUGGACAACGAGGCCAGUACAGUGAAAGCCAUCGCUAUCGUCAUCCCCUGUAUCCUGGCACUGUGCCUGCUGGUGCUGCUCUACACCAUCUUUCAGUUCAAGAGAAAAGGCACACCACGCCACAUACUGUACUGCAAGCGCUCCAUGCAGGAGUGGGUGUGAGACAGAGCCCUGCCCAGGCCACCCCCUUUACUCCCGUUCCCCCCUUGGCAGAUGCUGUGGUGGUACAGCCCACCUUAAACCUGCGUACGGCCCUGAUCUCCCUUUUUCUCUCUCCAUUUCUCUGAGGAGCAGAGAGGGCCUUUGCCUAAAUCUACCCCCUCCAGGAGAGGAAGGGUGAAUCAUCCUUACUACAUUUCCUUUCCUUACAGCUCAGUGCGCCUACUUAAGACUAAGAAGGGUUUCAGAUAAGACUCCCAGUGCAUUGUGACGUCCUGCGUCAAAUCAGGUCUUAACUGUUUUAAGUGGGGGAGGGGAAGCUGAUUGCUAUAGCCCCAGGUUUUUACUCCCAACUGCACGCUUGAUAGAAAGAACAAAAAAAGAAUAGACAAUGUUACUUGAAAUCAGCAAAUUCAUCUUAAACUUUACUUUUAUUUUAAUUUUUUUAACCUUGUGUUAGGCGUUGACCCAUUAAUAUUAUUUUGAACUAGAUAUAUUUACGAUUCCCUUUAAGCACUCCUGAAAAAGAGAGUCCAAACCAAAUAAAGAUUUCUCUUCAAAAAGA
Clarias gariepinus (North African catfish) is the source of this 2780-nucleotide messenger RNA. Its product is annotated as matrix metalloproteinase-16-like. Gene Ontology annotation, biological process: skeletal system development; collagen catabolic process; proteolysis. The transcript is spliced from 11 exons. Gene Ontology annotation, molecular function: metalloendopeptidase activity; zinc ion binding. The record is from RefSeq and is a predicted model, not a curated record. Lineage: Eukaryota; Metazoa; Chordata; Actinopteri; Siluriformes; Clariidae. The coding region runs from base 386 to 2218 and encodes 610 amino acids. Gene Ontology annotation, cellular component: extracellular matrix.